Messenger RNA from Blepharisma stoltei, 1395 nucleotides. Lineage: Eukaryota; Ciliophora; Heterotrichea; Heterotrichida; Blepharismidae. The record is from the annotation of a GenBank genome assembly.
AUGCCGACUACAACAAAUAGUCACCCCCUUGACUGGAAAUUUCUAAACCCUUCCAAAGGUUUAAAAUAUCUCUACUACCAAUUUACAAUUUCCUUUAUCACAAGUAUCUGUAUUUCCACUAUAUCUUUCAAAUAUCUUUACAGCAAUUUUGGAAAUAGCUUUCUAUGUGACAAAUAUUUAACUUAUUGGCUGGUUUUGUUUUCCCUGGUGAAAUUCUGUGACAUCCCCCUAAAAGUUAAGCUUUUAUUAAAGCUGGUCUAUUUGUCGUCACGCAUCAAAGUUGAUGAUACAAGAUUUACAAUAAAAAGGCUGAUGAAUCUAGUCAGAUCUUCGAUUUUUAAAACUUUUGAGCUUUUAAAUAUAUCGUCAUAUCUGUUACUAUGGUAUUUUAUAAUGAAUUUUUUAAAAAAAAGUUAAGAAAAAUAGGCUUAUUUAGAGGAAAUAGGAUGGGAUAAUAUAUGGAUUAGUAAGGAUCGUGAGUGGAAACACAUGUGACGAAAACUUAGCAAACCCUUAUUCUACGAGCGUAAAAGUUAUGAUGAUUUUCAUAAUAAGGCUUAUUAUUGGAAUCAUUGUUCUGAAAUUUGAUGACAAUGAGCCAGUUAUCAGAGGAUUUCCUGAGUUUUUGUACUUCUUGCAGGAUGGCGCUGAAAUAGAAGAUAUUGAAAAUUUAUGCUUUUUUAUAUAAAUGUCAGUUAUUGUAUAUUACAUUAAUUUAGAUAUGGUAUUUAAGGUCCCCGGUGCCCACUCCUUUUGACCUCACGGGCCAUCCUACCACUUAAAAUGGUACACCAUAUGGGCAGGUAUUCCUUGGUAUGUCCGCCUCCAGUCCAAGCCAGUCUUCUCACCCGAAGCGUAACAGUUACCGUUGUCAACUCAGUUCCUGCGCGUGUUCCGCUUCAGAUUCAGCUCUCAGGUGUGUGCUGAGUGAUAAAACCUAAGUCUCUCAUGAAUGUAAUGAGAAGCAGCUCCUCUAACCUUAUGCGACAAAAGUUAAACCACUGUUGCUGUUCAGAAAUUCUCCAGGUAAAACCAAACCCUAUAAGUAAAAUUUCAUAAGGGAGAGGAAAUUAGCAAAGCUAAUUUCUCUCAAACCUAAUGCCAUUAUUUAUAGCAGUUAUUGUAUCAAAACUUAUUAGGAUUUUAAUUAUUUUAAUAUAGCAUAAAUUACUUGCAUAUGGUUUACAAGAAAUUUCUAUGAACGAUGAUUUUAAAAAUCAAUAUAAAAAUGAUGUUUGUUCAGUAUGCACAUUUGAGUUUCAAGAAGGAGAUGUAAUUAAGGUACUUCCUUGCUAUGAAUCACAUACUUUUCAUAAAGACUGCAUUGAUAGAUGGCUGAUUCAAAAAGAUUCGUGCCCAUUAUGUGGGUCAUCAAUAGCAAAGAAGAAUAAAUAA